Messenger RNA from Periophthalmus magnuspinnatus, 1989 nucleotides. Its product is annotated as transmembrane protein 87A-like. The coding region runs from base 20 to 1678 and encodes 552 amino acids. NCBI's taxonomy places the organism in Eukaryota, Metazoa, Chordata, Actinopteri, Gobiiformes, Gobiidae. Gene Ontology annotation, biological process: retrograde transport, endosome to Golgi. The record is from RefSeq and is a predicted model, not a curated record. The transcript is spliced from 20 exons. Gene Ontology annotation, cellular component: Golgi apparatus; Golgi cisterna membrane.
AAAGCAAAAGCUGAAUUUGAUGCACAGAUGCAGAAAGAUGCCAAAUAUUCUGACGUCUCGGUUAUGUUUACUGUUUUUUGUGGCAGUUUUCCGGCUCUCUGCAUCCGCCGAGGUCUCCGUAUGGACCGUGGAGAUCAGCGGAGGCCAAGAUGCAGUGUUUCGCAAGACAUUGUAUGCCAACACUACCAUCUACAUGAAAUUUCGAGGAGACACGACAUCAUGUGACAAGAACCUGGCCUUCAACAUCAGCUGGUAUCUGCGCUCAUCUGUCUGCUACAAUGAGGUCUUUAACACUCCUGACCAGAAGGCCAUGAACAUGUUUGGGAUGGACCACAUGUUAAAAGAUGGCUGGAGCGGCUUCUACAGUCAAGGCUACAUGUACUUUGAAAACUGCACCUCUCUUUUCUUACCAAAGGGAUAUUAUACAGAAUUCUUCCCAUAUCAGCCCCUUACUGGUCCAAAUAGUCCUGCUUCAAAUCUGAGUUUUAAUUUCCCGGACAAGCCUGAAUUAAGUGCAGUGGCCAAAGCUUGGGAGGACAGCCCCUACCUCUUCAUUGUAAAGGUGCAGCCAAUAAUUCGUGGCAUAUACGAUGAAGAUUUUGUAACACCACCGUUUCUUUUUACAAUGAAAGUGGAGAUGAAGGGUCCCCAUGACUAUUCGUCCCCUGCAGACUGGCCUCUAAUGAUGUUCUUCAUGGCAAUGUGCAUUGUUUACGUGCUGUUCGGGGCGUUGUGGCUUGUUUGGUGCGCCUGUUACUGGAGGGACCUGCUCAGGAUUCAGUUCUGGAUUGGAGCUGUCAUCAUACUGGGAAUGUUAGAGAAGGCAGUGUUCUACUCAGAGUACCAGAGUAUCCGUUACAAAGGAGACUAUGUGCAAGGAGCAGUGAUUUUUGCUGAACUGCUCUCUGCUUUGAAAAGAUCACUUGCUCGGAUUCUGGUGCUCAUUGUCAGCCUCGGCUAUGGCAUUGUGAAGCCACGGUUGGGCACCACAGUUCAUCGCCUAGUGGCAGUCGGCCUUCUGUACCUGCUCUUCUCUUCUGUGGAGGGUGUGCUCAGAGUUACAGGGAGUUUCUAUGGGACAGUUGCCCUCGUCGCUAAUCUUAGCCUUUCCCUCAUCGACUCCUGUGUCAUGUGGUGGAUUUUCAUCAGUCUGUCUCAGACCACUCGUCUACUUAAGCUUCGCAGGAAUGUGGUGAAGCUUUCAUUGUACCAGCAUUUUACAAACACUCUCAUCUUUUCUGUGGUUGCCUCCAUUAUCUUUAUCAUCUGGACCACCAAAGUCUUCAAGCUGGUUGACUGCCAGACGGGCUGGAGGGACUUGUGGGUAGAUGAUGCUUUCUGGCGCCUCCUCUUCUCCACUAUUUUACUGGUCAUUAUGGUGCUGCUGAGGCCCUCUGCAAACAGUCAGAGGUUCUCUCAUUCUCCUCUCAUUGAUGAAGAGGAUGAAGAGGAAGAAGCCAAGGAGCCUAUGCUAAAUGAAGCAUUUGAAGGAAUGAAGAUGAGAGGCUCUAAGCCUGAUUCCAAUGGCUCCCAGAAAUUACUGAGCAAAGAGGAUGAAGACCUUAAAUGGGUGGAGGAGAACAUUCCCACAACUGUUGCAGAUGUAGCACUCCCAGUCAUACUAGACGAGGAAGAGGAAAUCCUCAAGAACAAGAUGGAGAGGUCCAAAAUGGAGUAAGAUGAUAAUGCCAUUUGAAUGAAGAAAAGGCUACUUCACAGAGGCAUCAGUGAAUGGGCUGAAGAGAUCAAUUAACCAAAUAUGAGGGUAAAGUCUCUCCAGCAUACUAGGAUAUUUUUAACAACACAAAUAUGGCAGAGGCUGCUAUAAACAUACUCUUGAGAUUGGUAUGUCGACCGUCCAUAGUGGUAAAUUAUUGUAAUUGAAUGACUAAGUGUAAUUUCUCACAUUUUGACACUACAUUUUCACACUGUAGUGAAGCCCAAUUAUCACAAUAUAAAUCACUAAAUGCCUGACAGCAAAAUCAACAA